Messenger RNA from Antechinus flavipes (yellow-footed antechinus), 942 nucleotides. RefSeq names its product proline-rich protein 2-like. NCBI's taxonomy places the organism in Eukaryota, Metazoa, Chordata, Mammalia, Dasyuromorphia, Dasyuridae. Bases 1 to 942 code for a protein of 313 amino acids. The transcript is spliced from 3 exons. The record is from RefSeq and is a predicted model, not a curated record.
AUGUCUUUGGCGACGCCAGCGCCGGAUCCUAAUUCUGCCGCGGGAACGUGCCGCGAUCCUCACCGACGAGGACCCCCGGCCUGCCGGCCUCUGGAGGGCCCCGCGGCUCCGCCCGCCAGGGCCCGGAGGGCGAGUGCCGAGCGAAGGCCGUCCCACGAGGGCCGUCCCGUCCACGCUCGUCGCGGCCGACGUCUCCGCCGCCGAACAAAGCCCGGCUUCCGUUCCCACCGCCGUGGCGGACGCGAGGAGCGGCGGCCAGCGGGCGGCUGUCCGGGGCCCGGGCUCCUUCCCUACACGCUGGCGGGCGGCUCGGCCGGAGGGGGCCCGGGGCGGGAGCUUAUCUGCCAGACGGGGACGCACACGGAGAACCCCGCGCUUCCUGAGGAACUCUGUUCUCGCCCAAAGGCCCCCGCGGCUCACCCACCUCGCAGCGACAGGCCGCCCAGACCCCCUAUGGAGCCCCGCCCUUUGGGGCCCCCAGCCUCUGCUUGGGGAGGCUCCCAGGGCCUGGCCAGGGGCCGCGGGCUCUCCCACCUUGGGGGGCUUCGAGCCCGGGCCGGAGUGUGCCCGUCUGCUCCAGGGGGCGCUCUCCCUUUGGCCACGGCAGCUCGGCCAGGAAAGGGGGAGCACGGCUCGGGGGGGCUGCGUGGCUGCCCCCCAACUUGGGAGCAAGCUCUGGAGAUCUCUGGGCCCGCUCAGCGGCAGGAGGCCAAGGGCCAGGAGCCGGUCUGGAGGCGGGCACUCCCGGGGGGAGAUGCUGAGGGAGGACCCAGGGACAGACCCCCCCCCCCGCCCUCGCCGGGGCCCCCACUGACCUCCAGGUUCCAGGCUGCGGGCGCCCAUGGGCACGGACUCCGGGGCGUGGGGGGCUCGGAGGCAGAGGAAGCUGCGGGCGCGGCGGGUCGCUGGUGCUCCGGGGCUCGUCCAGGGAGGGCGGCCUAG